AACAGGAAAAUGAGGCUGAAGCUUAAGUCUGUAUACAUGUAUGCCACUGGAUUUUACGUAUAUUCUAUCUUUGACCUUCUGUUCUGGGAAACAAGACGGAAGGACUUCGGAGACGGCCGCCGUGGAGUCAUGAUGUCUCACCAUGUGGCAAUUGUUGUUCUGAUUGUUGUGUCCUAUAUUUGCAGAUUAUCUCGUCCUGGCUCGGUCAUUUUACCCCUCCAUGAUGCAAGUGAUAUAUUCCUAGAGAUCGGAAAGAUGGCCAAGUACAGUAGCUGUGAGUGGCUAGCUGUUGUAGCAUUUCUACUUUUUGUGGCUCCGUGGAUCCUUCUUUGGCUAAUAGUGUUUCCUUUCUGGAUUCUAAGAAGCACAAGUUAUGAAAUAGCUAUGAUCCUGGACAAGGAGAACAAAAAAAUCUACAGAACCUCAUACUACUAUCUUUUCAACACUCUCUUGUUUUCACUUCUAGUCUUUCACAUAUAUUGGUGGGUACUGAUUUACCGGAUGCUUGUCAAACAAAUUCAGUCUAGAGGUCAUGUUGGUGAGGAUGUUCGAUCCGAUUCUGAAGGCGAAAACAACCAUGAAGAUUAAGCUGAAGGUUGUUGGAUGCUUAACUGAAGAACUGUAUAGUUCGCAGUUGGGAAUGAGAAUGGUGCAAGCGGGUUGUAUAAAGAAUGAGAAUGUCAAGGAGGAGCUAGUUAGCAUAUCCAUUAGUAGGAAAUUCAGGCACA
Triticum dicoccoides is the source of this 728-nucleotide messenger RNA. RefSeq names its product ASC1-like protein 1. The transcript has 6 exons. The annotation marks the transcript as partial. The record is from RefSeq and is a predicted model, not a curated record. Gene Ontology annotation, cellular component: endoplasmic reticulum; membrane. Gene Ontology annotation, biological process: ceramide biosynthetic process. Gene Ontology annotation, molecular function: sphingosine N-acyltransferase activity. NCBI's taxonomy places the organism in Eukaryota, Viridiplantae, Streptophyta, Magnoliopsida, Poales, Poaceae.